This is a messenger RNA of Scophthalmus maximus (turbot), 3019 nucleotides long. RefSeq names its product probable polypeptide N-acetylgalactosaminyltransferase 8. Lineage: Eukaryota; Metazoa; Chordata; Actinopteri; Pleuronectiformes; Scophthalmidae. Gene Ontology annotation, cellular component: Golgi apparatus. Bases 1116 to 2891 code for a protein of 591 amino acids. The record is from RefSeq and is a predicted model, not a curated record. The transcript is spliced from 12 exons.
CAUGUCCAUAUUGUUUAGUUUGAUCGAGGUGAAGGCAGAAAUGCUGAGUUACCUACAGGAUCUUAACGGCGCCAGUCAGAAGCCUCCAGAACAAGGCGUUAGUUCUGUGGUAUUCAACUCACAUUCUCGUCCAAACAUUCACUUAAAAAAGAAAAGUGGAAAAUCAAAGCAAAAAAAAUCCUCGGCAUGCAAACUAAUUAAAUUAGAAGAAAUAAUCUGAAAUGCUCAAGUGUUUUGAAUAAAACUGAAGCCACUAAAGGUAAAUUGAUAAAUUCAUAACUUGAAUUCAUAGUGACCCUUGAUCUUCCAGAUCACAUGUCCCUGCCACAUUACAGUCCUCAGGAACAUGCAGGUUUAAUUACAGUGGACGUUAAUCAGAAUACAAAAAGUACAUUGUUACUAUAAUAAUAAUUGCAUUUACUUAACUCUGCAUUAAGUUUUUAAAUGAAAAAAAAGGCCUGCAAAGGAUACUACAGAAGGAAGUCUGUUCAAAUACUGUGUGUGUGUAUAUUAUAUAUAUAUAUAUAUAUAUAUAUAUAUAUAUAAACUACUGCAGAUUUUCUUCAUCGAAUAAUUAUUAUAUAUAUAAAUGUAUAAAUCAAAAAGGCUGAACCUGAUUUAUUGAUAAUCCAAAAUAUUAGACUUUUAAAAAACAUUGAAAUGAAGCUGUCUGUGUUUGUGGAUGUUGGAGGGGAAUUAUGUUUAAAGUUUCAUUGAAGAAAGAAAGUAUGAUUUAUUUGACAUGACAUUGCACUUUGUUUAAAGCUUUGCUUCUGUUAAGAAAUUGGUUUCACUAUGAGAAGAUCAUAAUUCACCUUUUUAGUUGACUUUCUGCUGAGAGAGUAAAGAACAGAUCCGUAGUAAAUAUUAGAUUGCUGUAAAUUAAUUGACUGCGGUUUUACGACACCCACACACACCUUGCAUCCUAGUACCUUCAAGACGACUGAGUGACAAACAACAACCGCGAGCUUCCAGGGAAACGUGUGUGUGUGUGUGUGUGUGUGUGUGUGUGUGUGUGUGUGAAAGUGUGUGUGUGAAAGUGUGUGAAAGUGUGUGAAAGAGGGAGAGGGAGGGAGCACCUGGGAUAAAGUAACUGAAAAACUUUCACACUCGCCAUGCACAGGGGCCCCAGGAUGAGAAGUGGCGGCAUCAAAUGGUCACUUCUGGUCUUUGCCGUGGCCUCAGCCCUGUUGUACCUCGGCUCCAUCAAGACGGAUGUGCGUACCCACUCGGAGAGGCUCCAGAGGGCCCACCACAACGAUUCCGUCAGGGGCCUGGGGAUGCUCAAGAGGAUGGAGAAAAUGGAAACCGACAUCAGCAGGCUGCUCAAUCUGAUGAAUAAGAUGGGAAAGAAGGAGGCGGUGGCGGAUGUGGAGGUGAAGAAAGAGAGGAAGGUGGUGAGGAAGCUGUUCCCCAAUUCGCCUCUGUUCGGCAAGUGGGGUGACGAGCUGUCAGAGCAGGAGCAGAAGGAGGCGGAGGAGUUGUUCCGGAGAUAUGGGUACAACGCCUUCCUCAGUGACCGACUGCCCCUCAACAGAGAGAUCCCGGACACCAGACCCCCCAGGUGUGCUGAGAAGAAGUACCCAGCAGAUCUGCCCACCAUCAGCGUUGUGCUGAUCUACCUGGACGAAGCUCUGUCCAUCAUCAAAAGGGCCAUUCGCAGCGUCAUGGACAAGACCCCGGCUCGGUUGCUGAAAGAAAUCAUACUGGUGGACGACCACAGCAGCAACGAGGAUCUGAAGGAGAAAUUGGACGAGUACAUCACUUUGAUCCACGAGGAGCAUCCGGGCCUGGUGAAGAAAGUGCGGCACUCCGAGCAGCUGGGCCUCACGCAGGCCAGGCUGUCGGGAUGGAAGGUCGCCGUCGGGGACUUGGUGGCCAUCUUGGACGUCCACAUAGAGGUGCACGUGGAAUGGGCAGAGCCAUUGUUGGCUCGCAUCAAAGAGGACCGCACUGUGAUAGUGACACCAGUGUUCGACAGGGUCAACUAUGACGACUUGACUGUGAUGCCCUACAUAGCCGCAGCCGACGCCUUCGACUGGGCUCUGUGGUGCAUGUACGAGUCCUUCAGACCAGAGUGGUACGAUUUAAAGGACGAGUCGCAACCUGGCAAGAGUCCGUCCAUCAUGGGAAUUCUUGUAGCCGAUCGCAAGUUCCUCGGAGAGAUCGGAAGCCUCGAUGGCGGAAUGAAAAUAUACGGCGGUGAAAACGUGGAGCUCGGCAUCCGGGUGUGGCUCUGUGGAGGAAGCAUCGAGGUCAUACCUUGCUCUAAAAUUGCCCACAUUGAACGAGCAAUAAAGCCGUACCUCCCUGACUUCAGCGUGAUGGUGAAGCGCAACGCUCUGAGGGUGGCCGAGGUUUGGCUAGACGAAUACAAACAUAAUGUCAACAUUGCCUGGAACAUUCCUCUUGAGAAUCAUGGGAUCGAUAUCGGGGAUGUGUCGGAGAGGAAGGAGCUGAGGAAGAGGCUGAAUUGCAAGCCGUUUCAGUGGUACCUGGACAACGUUUACCCCCUGCUCGACCCCCUGCGGGACCUACUCGGCUAUGGAGCGCUCAUGAACGAUCUGAAGCCAGACCUCUGUAUCGACCAAGGCCCGGUGCCUGGGAACACGCCCAUCGCUUAUCCAUGCCACUACUACUCACCUCAGUAUUGUUACUAUCGCACCGAUGGACAACUCUACAUCGGCGGAAUCAAAUCUCACAAGUACAACAGCAACCGCUGUCUGGUGGACUUGGGCUCCGGGGCCUACCCGGGACUGUACGAGUGCAAAGUCGCCCGGCAGAAGAAGUUCAACAUGCUGUGGGAUUUUGAACAGGACAGACCGAUCAAGAACAGAGGGACAAAGAGGUGUCUGGAAGUCGCGCUGGAUGGAGACGGAAAAGAAAAGUAGCUCCGACCAGUUGUCAGGUAAUGUUACACUCUUAUCAGCCCUCUGCAGAACAAACAGCGGUACCAAAGAGGCACUUCACGUGGAAUUUUAAAUGUUCGAAUAAAAGCCCGGCGAUGUUUUUCUUUUAG